Rhagoletis pomonella (apple maggot) is the source of this 2223-nucleotide messenger RNA. RefSeq lists its product as uncharacterized. NCBI's taxonomy places the organism in Eukaryota, Metazoa, Arthropoda, Insecta, Diptera, Tephritidae. The transcript has 2 exons. Gene Ontology annotation, molecular function: nucleic acid binding; zinc ion binding. The record is from RefSeq and is a predicted model, not a curated record. The annotation marks the transcript as partial.
AUGAACUUGACGGAAUUACAGCAGCAUCGUGCAAAUACAAAGCGAAAUAUCAGCCGCAUUAAAAGUGUAAUCGAUGCAAAUGGUCGUGGCGAUGGUCGAACAUUAUCUUCUGCGGAACUAAAGUGUCGAUUUGGAAUAGCCGAAUCAUAUUUUAAGCAGAUUCUGUCAUAUCAAACACAAAUUGAAGCGCUGGACCCUGAUGACAAUUCUCGUGGCGAUCUGGAAGAAUUGUAUAUAGGAAAUAAGCUUGAAAUUGAAUCACAAUUGUGUGAAGAAGUAAACACUUCAACUUUACAGUCAACACUGUCAGUUUCACAGCCGCAUCCGCACAAAUUGCCAGCUCUUAAACUGCCCUCAUUCAGUGGCAAAUAUUCAGAAUACAACAACUUCAUUACUUCCUCCAAUCAAAUAAUAGAUCGGGAAAUGGUUUUAUCUAACGUAGAAAAAUUUAAUCAUUUGUUGAACUGUUUGCAGGGUCCAGCACUCGACACCGUCAAGGCGUUUCAAGUUAGCAACGAGAAUUAUCCUAAGGCGCUCGAACGACUGAAGUCGCGCUAUGACAACCCAACUUUGAUAUUCAUGGAAAACAUCACGUCACUCUUUGAGCUUCCGGCAGCAGCUAAACAAGACCGCGACAUAGCCAACGCAAUGCUGAUACAUCUUGUGAUUGGAAAGGCAGAUGAAGACACUCAACGAAAAUGGAAGGAGUCGCUCGAUUUUACGAGCUUGCCGACAUGGAAAGAUUGUGCCAAACUACUCGAAAGGCGCUGCCAAUAUUUUGAGUCCAUAGAUUCCAGCGGCAAACAAGAUACAGCACACUCGUCGUCACAGAAGUUUGAGCAAUCCAAAUCAUCGCGUCGCCACGCCUUUUCUAUCACAAGUUCCCAGCGUAAUUGUGUUCUAUGUUCCAGCAACGAACACGUCAUCAAAGAUUGCCCUCGUUAUAAAUCGCUAGAUGUUGGCUCGCGCUUCGAAAAUGGAAAGAAACUUGGAUUGUGCAACAACUGCCUUGCUCCAGGGCAUUUCGUUUCAAAAUGCCCGUCGACUUUCAAAUGCAAAUCAUGUUCAGCUCGCCAUCAUUCGUCGCUAUGUAGAAAAUAUGAAGUGAGUUCAACGACAUCGCGCGACGCUAGUGCGAUUGUACACACUCAUUUGGGUAAUUCGUCCUUCCAGCAAGUAAUUCUUGCAACCGGAAUCGUAUUAGUGCGAGAUGCUGCAGGCAAUUACCAACUUGGUAGAGCAUUACUUGAUUCGUGCUCACAAGUAAAUUUUAUAACUGACAGUUUUUCGCAACGUCUACGCCUGCAAAGGAAGAAGCAACGCGUGGAAAUUUUAAGCAUCGGCAAUUCACCAACAACCAUAAGGCAUAAGGCUAUAGCUACCAUCAAAUCACGUCAUUCAGAUUUUGAGUUGCCACUUGAGUUUUGCGUAACGCCACACAUUUCACAUCAACCAGUGCCUGACAUAGACGUUUCAUCCUGGAACUUGCCAGCGAAUAUAAAUCUGGCCGACGAACAUUUUCACAAAUCGCAGGGAGUUGAUUUGCUAUUAGGAACUGAUUGCUUCUUCAACGUCCUAUCCAUCGGGCAAAUUAAGUUAAAGGAAUCACUGCCAAUCUUGCAGAAGACUUUGCUGGGGUGGAUCGUUGCUGGCAAAUACAAUUCACCAACAGUUAUCGCAGCAUCCAUUUCACCAUGCAGCGUAUCGGAUACUUCGCUUACCAAUGGUCCAGCAUCUAUCAACGUAGCAUCGUGUUUGUUAUCUUGUGAGGAAAUAAUACAGCAGCAAUUGGAGCGAUUGUGGCAAAUCGACAAUACGACUAUCAAUGCAUCGCCACUCACCGAUGAACAGGCUGCUUGUGAAGCAUUUUUUGUGAAGACCGUGGAUCGUGAUGCUACGGGUCGAGUCAUAGUGCAAUUGCCCUUUAAGAACGAUGUCGCUGUUCUGGGUACAUCGUAUGGUACUGCGCUUAGACGAUUCAUUUCGCUCGAACGUCGCCUUCAAUCGCAACCGGAAGUUAAGUCACAAUAUGUAGAUUUAAUGCAAGAAUAUGAGGCAUUGGGCCACAUGACGAAACUUGAAAACGUUGACUUGUCAAGCCCACAUUUCUACAUGCCUCACCACUGCGUACUUCGGCCCACCAGUACCACAACAAAGCUACGUGUUGUCUUCGACGCGUCGUGUCGCACAUCUACCCAAAAAUCGCUAAACGACAUACUUCAA